This is a messenger RNA of Yamadazyma jaroonii, 1131 nucleotides long. The record is from the annotation of a GenBank genome assembly. NCBI's taxonomy places the organism in Eukaryota, Fungi, Ascomycota, Pichiomycetes, Serinales, Debaryomycetaceae.
AUGAAAAGUUUGAAAUCAUUUAGACAUAUUCAUGUAAACCACUACAAGAGGUCAACUCCUCCCAUCUCAGUACCGUUGAAUAAACUAUUCUCCGGAAACUUCCCCCUUCCUUUGAAACAAUCAUUUUUGGAUUACAAAAACAGGAAAAAUUUGAAGUCAUUCCAAGACAAUCUCUUACGAUUAAUACCAUUUUAUCCAACAUCUAAGAAUGGCGUGUCUUCACAAGUCAUAUCUACAGAUAUAGGUAAUGACAACUAUAUAAACGAGUUUGUGAUAUUUCCUAAUGAAAGUACUCGUAAAAACUAUUCAAAAGCUAAUCACCUUAUAAUGAUCCAUGGAUAUGGUUCAGGAUUAGGUUUAUUCAUAAAAAACUUCCCUGCAUUGAUUAAGGACAAUUGGGUUAUCCAUGCUAUUGAUUUAUUAGGCUAUGGAUGUUCUUCCAGACCUCCUUUCACUCCUAAAAACUUCGAUGAAGUAGAAUCUUGGUUCCAUGAUUCUUAUAAAACAUGGAGUGAGAAACGAGGCAUACCUUCUAAUAACUUGGUGCUAGCUCAUUCUAUGGGUGGUUAUUUGAUGGCAUCUUAUGGAAUGAAAUACCCUGAAUUUUGUAAGAAGAUGAUCAUGGCAUCUCCAGGAGGUAUAAUUCAUCAUAGGAAUCCCAUCAACAUUCCAUCAUAUUUCACCAAACUAUGGGAAAGAAAUAUCUCACCAUUUUCCUUGGUUAGAAAUGCUCAUAUUUAUGGAUCUAAACUCGUAAGUGCAUGGUCAUACAGAAGGUUUUCAAAGCUUUCGUUUAAAGAGAUUCAAGCCCUUCAUCAUUACGUUUAUGGGAUUUUUCAAGCUCCAGGUUCUGGUGAGUAUAUGUUGAAUUAUCUUCUUAAGCCUGGUGCUGAACCUCGAUUCCCCAUGACAGAAAGACCCCUUGAAAAAGUGAAAUUUGACAUCGAUUGGUGGUAUGGAUCAGAUGAUUGGAUGAACAUUGAAGGUGCCAAUAUCUUAUCUCGACGCUUACGUAAUGAGGGAUUGAAUUCAACUGUGCUAACUAUUUCCGGAUCAGGACAUCAUGUGUACCUUGAUAACUACCACACAUUUAAUAGGCUUUUAUUACAGGAAAUGGAUAAAUUGUCAUAA